Messenger RNA from Plectropomus leopardus (leopard coralgrouper), 2129 nucleotides. The record is from RefSeq and is a predicted model, not a curated record. Lineage: Eukaryota; Metazoa; Chordata; Actinopteri; Perciformes; Serranidae.
CUCAGCACGCCAAUAGUCACCCGCUCCGACAUCGGCUCCUCCACAGGGAGUUCACGCGGACUACCGGCUGCAUCCAGCCAGUCCACGUCCCGGUGUGGGUCGGUGCUCUAGGAAUCUCUCUGCAGGAGGAUUAAAAACACCUGAGACGGAUCUCCUCGCGAUCUGUUGACUUGAGGGGGAAAGCUGCAGGAUGCUGUGGCUGCUGUUCUGUCUGCUUUCCUGCGGUGGGCGUAGCAGAGUCGUCGCCCAGGACAUCGAUCAGAAAGACAAACACAGCCACGAGGAGGUUGCUGUGACGACGAGGCCUCACAUCUAUUUCUGCCGCUCGCCCAACAUGGAGGACUUCAGCUGCUGGUGGCAUCCGCUGGACAACCUGACUAACGGAGAGACGGUCACCUACGUCCUCACCUACUCCAAAGAUAAGGGGCCCAAAUACGAGUGUCCGGACUACGUGACCGCCGGCCCCAACAGCUGCCACUUCGACAGCAGCCAUACAUCCAUCUGGAAGAUCUACUGUCUGAACGUGACCGCCGUCACGGCCCACGGGAACUACACCUCCCAGGAGCACUGCCUGGACGUGGCAGAGAUAGUUCAGACCGAGGCCCCGGUGAAUCUGACCUACACGCUGACGGACGCCGGCGGCGAUGAAAUGGGCCACAACGCCCUGCUGUCCUGGGCGUACCCGGUGCCCUCGGACCUGCAGUACGGCUGGAUCACGCUAGUGUACGAGCUGCAGUACAGACGCGUGACCGAGCCCGACAAUUGGAAGGUGAAGCACCCUCUGCGGGAGCCUCACGUCAAGCUGCUCGGCCUCCCCGUCGGUGACUACGUGGUCCGAGUUCGCUGCCGUUCUCACAACUACGGCCUGUGGAGCAGAUGGAGCUCCACGCUGCUGAUGAGCAUCCCCGCCAGGCCACCCGCAGGUAAACUCCUGGUGUUGAUUCUGGUGUCAGGAGUUGGUGUCGUGGCCCUGCUGGUCAUCGCUUUAGGAAUCAUUCCUCAGAGCAGAAGAAUAAAAGACUACUUCCUGCCGCCCAUUCCAAAGCCGCGGAUCAUCGGCAUCGACCCGCUGCUCCUCAAGAAGGGGAACUUGGACGAAAUCAACCAUCACUUCAGUAACUUCCACAGCUACAGACCUCCGAGCUACACGGAAGAGGUUUGGGACCCGGUCAGCGCCAACGACGUCUACCUCACCACGCCGAAGGACUGCAGCGUCCCAGCCGACUCCACGGAUGGCCAGAGGGACGCCUUGAUGGUCUCGUGCGACCUGACGCCUGUGGGCGCCAGAAACCAUCUUACAACCCAACACCCGACGUCGUAUGUGCAGUCACCGUACUGCUCCCCGCCCGCCGACGCCUUCGCCCCGGUGUUGAACGUGCUGUCCUCUUGGCCACGGCCUGAGAUCGUGUCUCUGCCAGGGACAGAGUACAGUGUGAUGGGACAUCUGGGCCGUCCAGACGCCGUCCCUGUUUCCCAUUUCCACCAGCCGGUCUCCGCAAGACUUCUACACCUGCGUCCAGCUCAUGAACGAAAGCGGCGAGGUGCACCUGGUGCCGUGUCUGCCACCGCCGCCGUACUGCCAUGAUUUCCCGCCUCCCCCGAAGGUCGACUUGGAGGAGAAGAAGAAGAAGAAGCCCGCCGACUGCCAGGCAAGGAAAAACGUGAUGAAAGAAGUCAGCGAGGCAGAGCGGAGCGAGGCGGCAGUCCCUUUGCUGCCUGUCGCCGUCGACAACAAAGGCUGAGCUGAAAAAAGCGACUCCUGCUGCACUUCAGAGAAGAAUACGUUGACUUUCAAACAGGAAGUACACCUGCAGGACAUCGGCCGCCAAAGAGCCUUUUUUUUUAGCUCGCAAACGUCCCAGCGCCACUUCGAAAACAAGUCAACAAACUGUUUUUGACGACCGAAAAAACUGCAAUGCAAACUCCACCAAACACCGUUUGUGGCGUUGCGUUUGUUUGUAAUGUUCCUUUGGACCUCAACUCGUCUCUCUUUUUGGUAACUCUGCUCACCGAAGCUGCCGACGACGAAGCCAGAGCCAAUUUCAGCUGAACAAAUUCAAAAUCGAGAGCAAAAAACAAAGCGGAAUCACCACAAACCGUAUUAAUGGGUAAUGAAGUCUUUUAGGGCC